CUCCACUCGUGAAAGACCUUCGUUAAAAAUUCAAAUAGUGUAUUGUUAUUGAAAUUUUUUGAAAUAAUAUACGUUUAGGCAACAGGUUUUGUGUUGAAUUAUUUUUCGUCGCAUUGUUCCAUAUCAAAGGUUCUCUGUCAGUUCAUUGCUGGACGUUGAGCAAUGAAAAUCUCUGCCGACUCUAUCAUUAUAAUUUGAUAGUAUACGCAAUUUUGUGAUAAAUUUUGCAAGACUUCGUAUUUCGUAACUUACUCUAAAAGAUGGACGAUAAGGAAUUUCGGGAGUUUGGAAAAGCUGCGAUAGAUUACAUUGCUGAUUAUAACGAAAACUUACGCGAACGUGAUGUGCUACCUAGUAUUAAACCAGGAUAUCUUGGUGACCUUCUACCAAAACAAGCUCCUUUAAAACCGGAAUCUUGGCGUCAAGUGUUGGAAGACGUUGAAAAACACAUUAUGCCUGGGGUCACCCACUGGAACUCACCACAUUUCCAUGCAUAUUACCCUACAGCAAAUUCGUAUCCCGCUAUCGUAGGAGAACUCUUAUGUGCGGGUAUAGCUUGUAUAGGAUUUUCAUGGAUUUCAUCACCUGCAUGUACCGAAUUGGAAAUGGUAACAAUGGAUUGGUUGUGCAAUCUACUUGGUUUACCUGAUCAAUUUUUGAACUCCAGCCCAGGACAUGGCGGUGGCGUAUUACAGGGAUCGGCGAGCGAAGCAACUCUUGUAGGCUUACUGGCGUCUCGGGAAAUAACUGUUAAUCGUAUCAAGAAAGAACAUCCUGAUUGGGAUGAAAGUGUUAUAAGAUCAAAACUCAUUGCUUAUACUUCGGAUCAGUCGAAUUCGAGCGUUGAAAAAAGCGGGCGUCUUGGCGCUAUGCCAAUGAGACUUUUACCAACAGACGAAAAAUGCCGUUUAAGAGGCGCCACACUUUUAGAAUACAUAAAGAAGGAUAUGGAAGAUGGCCUCAUUCCAUGUUACGUCGUUGCUACCUUGGGAACUACUCCAACUUGUGCCUUCGACGAUCUUGAUGAGCUUGGACCGAUAUGCAACAAAUACAAUAUUUGGCUCCACGUAGAUGCAGCAUAUGCUGGUGCAGCUUUUGUUUGUCCAGAAUAUCGCCAUCUUAUGUCAGGCGUGCAAUAUGCUGACUCUUUUAAUUUUAAUCCGCAUAAAUGGCUUCUAGUAAAUUUUGAUUGUUCAGCCAUGUGGGUAAAAGAUUCUCGCUAUUUGACGGAAGCAUUCAAUGUGGAACGUAUAUAUCUCGCUAAUAAUAAGCUAGGUGCUGCUCCAGAUUAUAGGCACUGGCAAAUACCACUUGGUAGACGUUUCCGGGCUUUAAAACUUUGGUUUGUACUGAGAUUAUAUGGAGUAGAAGGUCUACAAAACCACAUAAGACGAACUAUAAAAUUAGCUAAACAAUUUGAAGAAUAUGUGAAAAAUGAUGAUAGAUUCGAAAUACCUGUAGAAGUAGCAAUGGGGCUGAUCUGUUUCAGAUUGAAGGGUGAAGACGAUCUUUCGCAAAAGCUUUUAGAUAAACUUAUGGCAAGACGGAAAAUUUACGUAAUUCCUGGAGGGUAUCGCGAUAAAUUUGUUAUACGCUUUGUAGUUUGCAGUCGUUUUACAAUACAAGAAGACAUAGAAUUCGCUUGGAAUGAAAUAAGUAGUCAAGCCUCUGAAGUUUUACAGAAUAAUACACAAGUUAAAGCUUUGAACGGCGAUUGUGAUAUUUCUACAAAGGAAGUUACAGGAGAAAUAGCAUCAAGAGUGAAAAAUUUGGAAAUAGAAAACAAGAAGUUUCAUUCGACAUUUAUGAUCAAAUGAUAUUUAUUUCGGCUACUGCGAGAUUUUCGAUCUCUUCCUUCCUGAAUGUAAAUUCUAACUAAUUCUAAGUGCAUAUUACUGCUAAGUACCUUUUGUCUUAUAUACAGAUAAAUUGCACGUAUCGUAAAUGCUUAAUAAGAUUGUAUUUGUUAAAUGUUUAUACCUUUUUCGUUAUAAAUAAUUGUUUUUCGCAGCCAGUGAAUAAAAAAAGGUCCUAUCACAGA
Phymastichus coffea is the source of this 2041-nucleotide messenger RNA. Its product is annotated as aromatic-L-amino-acid decarboxylase-like. The transcript has 9 exons. Bases 261 to 1817 code for a protein of 518 amino acids. Gene Ontology annotation, molecular function: pyridoxal phosphate binding; aromatic-L-amino-acid decarboxylase activity. The record is from RefSeq and is a predicted model, not a curated record. Lineage: Eukaryota; Metazoa; Arthropoda; Insecta; Hymenoptera; Eulophidae. Gene Ontology annotation, biological process: amino acid metabolic process; catecholamine metabolic process.